Messenger RNA from Xiphophorus maculatus (southern platyfish), 6341 nucleotides. RefSeq names its product diacylglycerol lipase alpha (gene dagla). Gene Ontology annotation, cellular component: postsynaptic membrane; dendrite membrane. The record is from RefSeq and is a predicted model, not a curated record. The transcript is spliced from 21 exons. Bases 774 to 4037 code for a protein of 1087 amino acids. Lineage: Eukaryota; Metazoa; Chordata; Actinopteri; Cyprinodontiformes; Poeciliidae. Gene Ontology annotation, biological process: lipid metabolic process.
CAGUUACCGCUCCCUGAUGUCCACAAACCGCUGGUGUCGCCAUUUCUCCGCAAGAUUCCCAAAGUGUCCACAGUGAACGGUUCAUGAAGCUAAGCGUAAACUAGCAAUUCACGGCGUUUACGCAGCUCUCCGCAGACGGGGAAUAGCAAGUUAGUACGUAUAUUUCGGUGGGGAAUAUCUCAGGGGAUGGGCUUUGAUUGUCGGAAUAAGGUUGCCUCCGUUUUAGUCCGUGGCAGGAUUCGGGAGUUGUCCGGCUGAUGGCACACACAAGCCACUAAACUACACCACAGAACCCCGGAGAAGAGCUCGUCCUGGUCGUGAAAGACGCAAGGGAUUUUCUAUCUCCCAUCAAGCAGGAAUCGUCAUGCCGAGCGCUGACGAAAGGGAAUGGAAAAUGAUCCACGCUGCUCCGUGAAGAGCCGCAGCCGAAGACGUGUUGCAAAUCAGGCGGCGGACCGAGCUGUCAGUUCCGAACGCCUUCGACACGGUUGUGUAAUUAAUUUGGCUGCUGGAUGGUAUGUGUCGGGUCUAUCUGGCACCCGGCAGAUAGCCGAGGAGGCUCCGGGGCUUUGAUGUGUUCGGGGUCCAUUCAUGUGUCGGUGGUUGCAAUGACGUCUGCAUGGUUAUUUUCUAUCAGACGGUGAGACAUUUCAAAAUUCACCCUGACCGGUGAUCCGGUGUGCGAACGAGCAGGACUGUCGGAAGGAUAUGGGAAAGAGAGCGGCACCGAUGCAGUGGGUCUCGGCUAGGCAUCGUCAAAACACAGGGCAGUGAUGCCUGGGAUGGUGAUGUUUAGGCGGCGCUGGUCAGUUGGCAGUGAUGACCUAGUGUUGCCCGCCCUCUUCCUUUUUUUGCUGCACUGCAUCUGGUUGGUGGUUCUGUCCGUGGUUCUCUUCGGCCUUCGGUACGGCUCAGACCUGUCGUGUUCUGUCACUCUGGUGGACCAUGGCCGAGGAUACUUGGGCAUCCUUGUCAGCUGCCUUAUAUGUGAGAGCGCCAUCAUGUGGUUGAGUAUGAGGGGCAGCAUUUUGUACACACAGCCCAGGGAAGCUGUGCAGUAUGUGAUUUACAUCAGACUAGCCAUUCUACUAGUUGAGCUAGUGUAUGCUGUAGUAGGCAUUGCCUGGCUCGUCCAGUAUUACCAGCCGUGCUCUGAUGUCACUGCAAAAAACUUGGCUUUGGGAAUCGUUGCGUGUAACUGGCUGGUGAUACUCAGUGUUUGCAUUACCCUCAUGUGCACCUUCGAUCCAACGGGUCGGACUUUUGUCAAACUCAAAGCAACCCGUCGGCGUCAGCGGAACCUAACCACAUACACUCUCAGACACAGACUAGAAGAAGGCCAGGCCAGCAGCUGGAGCAGAAGACUGAAGUUCUUCAUGUGCUGCACAAGAGCCCAGGAUACACAAUCGGAUGCAUAUUCAGAAGUGGCCGGCCUUUUUGCAGAAUUCUUCAGAGACCUGGACAUUGUGCCCAGUGAUAUUAUUGCCGGACUGGUUCUUCUCCGCCAGACACAGAGGUCAAAAAGAUCCAAUAUCCUGGGCCAGGCCAACAAUGACAUUAUAGCAUUCUUGUCAGGGAUACCAGUUACUCGUAGUACUAGGUAUCUGGACCUCAAGAACUCUAUGGAGAUGCAUAUGUACAAGGAGGUGUGUUAUUAUAUGCUCUUUGCCCUGGCUGCGUACGGUUGGCCCAUGUACCUGAUGAGGAAGCCUGGCUGUGGGCUGUGCCGCCUCGCCAGCUCCUGUCCCUGCACAUCGGUGUCUGGCUCACGGUUGUCUCAGUCCGUCACAGUGGAGGAGGACAACUGUUGCGGUUGCAAUGUCCUUGCCAUACGGAGACAUUUCCUUGAUAGGGAUCUCAAGCAGGUUCACAUUGUCUACACAUCCUGCCACGAUGCUGUUUACGAGACUCCGUUCUUUGUGGCGGUGGAUCAUGCGAAGAAGAAAGUUGUCAUCAGUAUCAGAGGAACCCUUUCGCCAAAGGACGCCUUGACUGAUCUGACAGGAGACUCUGAGCGUUUGCCUGUGGAGGGGCAGCAUGGGACCUGGCUUGGUCACAAGGGAAUGGUGUACUCAGCAGAAUACAUUAAGAAGAAAUUGGAGCAGGAAAUGAUCUUGUCACAAGCUUUUGGAAGAGACUUGAGUAAGGGCACCAUGCAUUAUGGGCUGGUGAUAGUCGGCCACUCUCUUGGUGCAGGCACUGCUGCUAUUCUCUCCUUCCUGCUCAGACCUCAGUAUCCCACACUCCACUGCUACUCUUAUUCUCCACCUGGUGGCCUUCUAAGUGAGGAUGCCAUGGAGUACUCCAAAGAGUUUGUUACAUCUGUGGUAUUAGGAAAAGACCUCGUACCAAGGCUCGGCCUGUCCCAGUUGGAGGGUUUUAGAAGACACCUUCUGGAGGUCUUACAGAAAAGUAACAAGCCAAAGUGGAGGAUCAUUGUGGGAGGCACCAAAUGCAUCCCCAAAUCAGAGCUUCCAGUAGAAGAUGACGAUCCUCCAUCUCAGCCUGCAGCACCCCCCAGCAGUCGUCUAUGGCUACACCCCAGUGACCUGAGCAUUGCCCUCUCAGCCUCCACUCCUCUCUACCCUCCUGGCAGGAUCAUCCAUGUGGUGCACAACCAUCCACCAGAGUCAUGUUGUGGACAGGAAGAGCCGACAUACUCGGCGCUGUGGGGAGACAACAAGGGGUUCAACGAGGUCAUCAUAUCGCCGGCCAUGCUGAACGAGCACAUGCCCCACAUGGUUAUGAAGGGCCUGAACAAGGUUCUGGAGAACUACAAUAAAGGAAAAACGGCUUUGUUGUCGGCAGCCAAGAUUAUGGUGAGCCCCACAGAAGUAGAUCUGAACCCUGAGACUUUGUUCGUGGAUGCAGCUUCUCAGGAGCCGACACCCACAACAACCCACCAUCGCAGAAACAGCAGCGUUCGAGAAAAACCUUUGUUACGUUCGUGUGCCCAGUCUGAGAUAUCUCUGGAUGGUUUCUCUGAGUGCCCUCCUCCCCCAGUUCCUGUAGUGUUGCGUGGAGCACGCGAGCGCCUUGCGGUGGAGCUGAGGGACCGUAAGGCACCACUGGCCGUCAUGGAGAGUCUCUCAGAUGCAGAGUCUCUUUACAGCCUGGAUUCUCGGCGCUCAUCAGCGGCCUUCAGGGGCUCGCCGAUGUUGGGUAGCCUACCUUUCCCGUUGGAUGCCCCAAUACCAGAGGAGAACCCAUCUCUCAGCUCUCGUACUGAAUUGUUGGCUGCAGAUUGCCUCUGCCCGGCAACACCAGAGCACCUAGGUGAAGUUGGACCCUUCUUUACCCCACACGAAUCCAGAUCCACUCCAGAUUACCCUAUGAGGCUGUCUCCUGCCACACCACGCUACAGUGGACCCCAUUCCCCAGCUCUUUUAAAUCAGUGUGUUCAGCCUUUCAAACAUGAGUCUAAUGCAGCUCCAACAAUGGUUAGUGAUGGGGAUCAGAUACCUGGUGUCUACAGCCCAGGGAGCACUCCAAAUACUCCACUUAGCCCACAGAUUGACUCUAGACUAAUGGAUAGCAAAAACGAGGACUUGGAGCUGGAGAUGACACAGAACAUGUUGGGUGAAGAAACCAGUCUAGCCCUUUCUACUGCUCCACCCCAGCUAACAAAUGGGAACCCCAGUCAGGCUGUGCUAGAGUUCGCACAGUACUUAGAUUCUCUCUUCAGACUGGACGGCAGCAGCUCACCUCCUCUGGACCUGUCUGAUGGGGAGUCAGAGUCGGGUAGGGGUUCUUUUGGACAGGGUGAAUGUCUUGGAGAUGGACAGCACCUGGAUGAUGCACAGCUGCUGGCCAGAGCAACACUCGAGCCUAACCUUGUUCCCAAGCCUCCACGCACUUUUGCUGGAUCUGCUGAUCCCUCUUCAGGCAUAUCAUUGUCCCCAUCUUUUCCUCUCUCAUCCUCUGAGGAGCUCAACGAUCUUUCGCCAAGCGAGGGUGCCCCGCCAACCAUUCACUCCCUACGAACAUCCAGCCCAUGUCACUGUCCUGAAGAGAAUACACUAUCAUCAAUGGUUUAAUAUGCUCUGAAGGCUCUGUUGUGCUUUAAGUCGAGAGGUCUGGUGAUUCAAACUUUCAAACAUAUCACAACACACGCAUGGAGUGGAAUGCAAUCACUCAUCAGAGAUCCAGUGACAGAACUUAAGGGACCAACAGGUACACCAUAUCCAUUCUUCAGGUGUCCCCUUUGAACUCAGGGGACAUUUUCACAGUACUGCAAUGACAAAAAAGAAGAUACCUCUCUCUGCAUGCCAGGGGGCUGUGCUGCUUCACAACUGUAGCUUCACAAUGCCAAUCCAGAACAAUAUUGUCUGACCCACAUGGGAACAUUUCUGCAUUUCAUCCAGUCCCUGAUUUAGCAAAUGCAAAGGGAGAAUCGUUAACUGAGCAGGAAAUCUGAAACUAAUGCUGUAGAAACGGUUAGCAAAGGCACAUCAUCUGGGUUGGUGUAACGGACCUCUUCCUGCAUCUUCAGCAGUUCUGAAAGCUUGUACAGCUUUUGUUUUGUUUUAUCUAUUUUUUUUAAAUCCAGAAUGUGAAGAUGGGACAUAUUUGUUUAUAAACAGAAGUGAAAAAACAAUAAGAAACGUUCCUCAGGUCUACAAAGAACUGACUUGGAGAAAGAGAGUGUGUUAUGUUGGUGAGAAUACAUGUGUCUUAAACAUAAAGUGAUUGUGACAAAGUUAUUACAGAUGCCUAUGGAUGUUUUUAGAGUCUUUUGGUUACACUUUAUAAUGCAUGACAACUUUUUUUUAUUAAGUUAUUCCGAUGGAGAACUUGUCACUAAGCCACUUGACAUUUUGUUACUAUUGCACACAUAUUGCUCAGUUUACCCCUUUUGCCAAAAAAGAAAAGAUAACAAAUUGUCUUGCCAAAUGUAUUUAUGAAAUGUAAUUUUCUAUAUGUCUAAGGAUACUACUUUAUUUAAACAGGCUCAGUUCAAUAUUUCAUUUCAAGUUCUAUCAGUUCCCAUCUAGACUGUUACACAAAAACAUGUAGACAGUGUCAUCCUGACAUUAAAACGCUGCCAUACCUUUCAUGUAAAAAAAAACAAGACAGCUGCACGUUGUUUUAGAACUAAUAACAAAUUGUCUUAAAAUUGCUGUGUAAUUUUCUUUAAAAAUCUCUUAGCAAUGUGCCCAGGUCAGAGUUUGCAUGCUUUAUGCAUUUAAAGUAGCAUGGCUUGUAUAGAACAAGUCUUGUCAUCAAGUCACAGUAAAUACGCUCUGAACGCGUCCAGAAAUAAUCACCAUAUCUCAGCCAUCAUGAGAGGUUAAUUAGAAGUUAAAGUGUAUCAGGACAUCAUUUUGUUUUCCUGUUCUGAAGGUGCUUUCAGUUUUAGAGGUCAAAGUGUUUACUUCCCUUUAAUCCGGUUCAUCAUCCAUGAAGUUGGACUGAAUUCACGAAUGACAUCAAGUUGUCUAUAUCACUUUGGGUGUGACAAGUUGCUCAUGUUUUGCAUUCUUUAGUACAGUAAAUGUUUUCACAUUUAACGCUAUAUUUAAUGGUUUUAUUAUCCUGCAACAGAUUGGUUUGAUGUCAGUGUUUUCUUAUCUCAGUUUUUAGGGAAGCUCUUCCUAAAUGCAAGACGUUAUCUAUAAUUAAGCCUUUGUUCCCAUGUUUGUCAGUGGCAUGUAAACAUUUUGCCAUAGCUGGCGCACCAUGUUUUUUUUUUUAUUAUUAUUUAUUUUUUCUUUUUUAGUUUUCACAAAUUCUUCAAAGUGAUGAGGCAUGCUACAGACCGACAUUUGGUGCCAUGCCACUACCAAGUCCGAGUCUCACUAGCUAUCUGCACAACUUCUUUAAUGAUAUCUGCUGUGAUCGCUCGCAGUAGACUGGUCAAGCCAGUUUAAAAUCAGGCAUUACCUACACUAUUAUGACAGUCCUGAUAGACACACUACUGUUGGACCAGACAGUUCCUUCUAGCAGCAGCUUUGUUUGCAGUUGUUCAUACACUAAACUCUGCAAAAAGAAAGUACCAUUUUUCCAUUGUGAUGUGUACAGCACUGUCUUUUAUGUGUACUUAUUUAUGCAGAUGUCUGUAAGAUGAAUUCCAAGAGUCAUGUAGAGAACAACUAUAUAACAAUAAGACUACCUGAAAAGAUCAGUACUGACAUGUAGGAGAAAAAGAAGCUAUUUAUUCAGACUAUUGGCAGAUACAAAUUCGUCUACAGUAUAUUGAAAAAGAAAUAAUUCAACUCUGUCUUGUCCAUGUUUACCUGGUUUGCAUCCCUUCCUUUCCUGCCCCACGAUGAGAAUGUAUUUAAACCCUUUCCCUCACUGCCCUGCCUGUAAUGGAAUAAACUACAAACUAUGAGAGAAAA